CCCGCGACCCGAGAGGCCGGGGCGAAAAGAAAUGACCCGUCACGUGCCCGGGGUGAGCGAGACCUGCAGGCAUCCGAGUCGCACGCUGCCAAAAGGCGGCUGCAGCUCACCUGACUUCGACCGACGAGAGCGUGACUGUGCCUGACUGCCAGUGAGUGGAAGGAGGAGACGCUUGAGCUGAGCUGCGGCGGCGCUGGGAUGGGCGCCGCGGGGUCUGCGGCUCCGCCGGCGGCGGCAGCGCAUUGCCGCCGGGUGCUGCUGGCCCUCGCCCUCGUGUCGCUCUGCGGCCGCGGGCUUCGCGUGCGUGCCGCUGGGGCGGACACGGGCGGCCUGAGCAGGGACGCGUUCCCCAAGGGGUUCGUCUUCGGCACGGCGACGUCCGCGUUCCAGGUCGAGGGCGCGGCGGCGUCCGGCGGCCGGGGGGCCAGCAUCUGGGACCCCUUCGUCCACACCCCCGGAAAUAUUGCUGGAGACGCGAACGCAGAUGUCGCAACUGAUGAAUAUCAUCGCUACAAGGAAGAUGUUGAUCUCAUGAAAAGCCUGAAUUUUGACGCAUAUCGGUUUUCAAUCUCUUGGUCCAGGAUCUUCCCAGAUGGUGAAGGAAAAGUUAAUGAAGAAGGUGUACAAUAUUACAACAAUCUUAUAGACUAUAUGAUUAAGCAAGGGCUUACUCCUUACGUCAACCUUAACCAUUAUGAUCUCCCACUCGCGCUUCAGAAGAAGUACAAAGGCUGGUUAGGCCCAAAAAUUGUGGACAUAUUUGCUGACUAUGCCGAUUUUUGUUUCAAGACUUUUGGAGAUCGAGUCAAGAAUUGGUUCACAUUAAAUGAGCCAAGGAUAGUAGCAUUUCUUGGCUAUGAUACUGGAGCUGACCCCCCUAACCGGUGCACCCAAUGCGCUGCCGGUGGGAACUCGGCAACAGAACCUUACAUUGUUGCUCAUAAUAUUAUCUUAUCUCAUGCUACUGCAGUUGCAAGAUACCGAAACAAAUACCAGGCAACUCAGAAAGGCAAGGUUGGGAUAGUUCUAGACUUCAAUUGGUACGAACCUCUUACCAACUCAACGGAAGAUCAAGCAGCAGCUCAAAGAGCCAGGGACUUCCAUGUUGGUUGGUUUCUUGAUCCAUUAAUAAAUGGACAAUAUCCAAAGACAAUGCAGGACAUUGUAAAAGAUCGGUUACCAAGUUUCACACCUGAGCAAGCUAAGCUAGUCAAGGGCUCAUCAGAUUAUUUUGGGAUCAAUCAAUAUACUACAUACUACAUUUCAGACAAACAAACUCCUCAGCAAGCAGCAACAAGCUACUCAUCUGAUUGGAGCGUUCAAUAUAACUUUCAAAGAAAUGGUGUGCCAAUUGGACAGCUGGCACACUCUGUUUGGCUUUACAUCGUCCCAACAGGCAUGUCUGGAGUUGUGAACUACCUAAAGGAAAAGUACCAGAAUCCAACCAUCAUUAUAUCUGAAAAUGGAAUGGAUCAACCUGGAAACCUGACGCGCGAGGAGUACCUGCACGACACCGUGAGGGUCGAUUUCUACAGGAACUACCUCACGGAGCUGAAAAAAGGGAUUGACGGGGGUGCGAACGUGGUCGCCUACUUCGCCUGGUCUCUCCUGGACAACUUCGAGUGGCUGUCGGGCUACACGUCCAAGUUCGGCAUCGUCUAUGUCGACUUCACGACGCUCAAGCGGUACCCCAAGGACUCAGCGUACUGGUUCAGGGACAUGCUCUCAGGGGUGGGCUCAAAGUCCGCCACCCCUCAGACUGGUUCAGAUACUUCAGCUGGCAGUCCAGCUGGUUCGGCUCCAGCUGCCUCGAGCGGCCCUGCCCUCCUGGUUUCUCUGCUGGUCUCCUUGUUCGUGCUUGUUCCUUCCGCCUUCAUCGUUUCUUCCGCUUAGAAAUUAUUUGGUCUAGUGUAGCAGCACUUGAUUUGUAGCGGACGCCAGCAGCAUGUUCAUUUUCAAGACAUGUUGCAACAAAGAGAAACCUGUUGUGCGAAUUCAGGGCUUAUUUUUGCCCCCUUUUGCCAUGAUUAAGAGCCAGUUUGGUACCGAUAUCGUGUUUACUGGAUAAAUAUAUAUUAUGCUGGUUCAUGUA
Panicum virgatum (switchgrass) is the source of this 2092-nucleotide messenger RNA. RefSeq names its product beta-glucosidase 8-like. The coding region runs from base 199 to 1893 and encodes 564 amino acids. Gene Ontology annotation, biological process: carbohydrate metabolic process. The record is from RefSeq and is a predicted model, not a curated record. Lineage: Eukaryota; Viridiplantae; Streptophyta; Magnoliopsida; Poales; Poaceae. Gene Ontology annotation, molecular function: beta-glucosidase activity. The transcript is spliced from 11 exons.